Messenger RNA from Glarea lozoyensis ATCC 20868, 423 nucleotides. Its product is annotated as PUA. The transcript has 2 exons. The record is from RefSeq and is a predicted model, not a curated record. Bases 1 to 423 code for a protein of 140 amino acids. NCBI's taxonomy places the organism in Eukaryota, Fungi, Ascomycota, Leotiomycetes, Helotiales, Helotiaceae.
AUGCCUUUAAUAGACUCCGUUUCGAAUAGACCGCGAUCAAGCAGAUCGCAGAGCCCAAAGCGACACGAAGAUCAGUUGAAAGGAGACCGCGUUGCAGAUAGAAAGACUUUGAGAUCUGCGAGGAUUUCGACACAAGCCGAUGUCAUACUUCCCAUGCGGGAGCCUUAUAUGCAACAGAUUGUCAACGGUGAGAAGAACUACGAGUUUCGAAAGUAUCGCUUAAAGGCAUCUGUCAAGCGCAUAUGGUUCUACUCGACUGCACCCCAGUCCAGCAUCGAAUAUGUUUGUGAGAUUCUGCCAGCGAAAACACGUAAUGCCGGUGAUUUAGCACUCGAAGAGGAUGGCUUAGGAAACAAAGAGUUCAACGAACGGCACAAAGAUUGGGAAGGCUACGACUUUGCAUAUGAAGUUACCUCAGUCUAA